GCGGGUGAGGGCUCGUCCUCCCUCCACCCUGAGCCCGAAUUUUCCGAGGCUCCAGGCAGUACUUGGCUAGCCUGCUGCCCGUGGGUCAGCAAACUCGGAGUCCCAGGAGAAGAUCUCUACGAAGGGAACUCGGAGGAUCAGGACAGCCACAGGCUUUUGCAGGGCAGGAACACAUACUGCUGAGCUCCCAACAGGAGCCUGGACUCCUCACUCCUGGAGAUGGCCGGAAACUGCUCGUGGGAGGCUCACUCCACCAACCAGAACAAGAUGUGUCCUGGUAUGAGCGAGGCUCAAGAGCUCUACAGCAGAGGCUUCCUGACCAUUGAGCAGAUUGCCACGCUCCCUCCACCGGCCGUCACAAACUACAUCUUCCUGCUGCUUUGCCUGUGUGGCCUGGUGGGAAACGGGCUGGUCCUCUGGUUUUUCGGCUUCUCCAUCAAGAGGACCCCCUUCUCCAUCUACUUCCUGCACCUGGCCAGCGCUGAUGGGAUGUACCUCUUCAGCAAGGCCGUGAUUGCUCUCCUGAACAUGGGGACCUUCCUGGGCUCCUUCCCCGACUAUGUUCGAAGAGUGUCCCGGAUCUUGGGGCUCUGCACCUUCUUCGCAGGUGUGAGCCUCCUGCCGGCCAUUAGCAUCGAACGCUGUGUGUCCGUCAUCUUUCCCACCUGGUACUGGCGUCGGAGGCCCAAGCGCCUGUCCGCUGGGGUCUGUGCCCUGCUCUGGAUGCUAUCCUUCCUGGUUACCAGUAUUCACAAUUACUUCUGUAUGUUCCUGGGCCACGAGGCCCCUGGCACAGCCUGCCGCAACAUGGACAUCGCCCUGGGCAUCUUGCUGUUCUUUCUCUUCUGCCCAUUCAUGGUACUUCCGUGCCUGGCGCUCAUCCUGCACGUAGAGUGCCGAGCACGGCGCCGCCAGCGCUCCGCCAAGCUCAAUCACGUGGUCCUGGCCAUUGUCUCUGUAUUUCUCGUAUCGUCCAUCUACUUGGGGAUCGACUGGUUCCUCUUCUGGGUCUUCCAGAUCCCGGCCCCCUUCCCCGAGUAUGUCACUGACUUGUGUAUCUGCAUCAACAGCAGUGCCAAACCCAUCGUCUACUUCCUGGCUGGGAGAGACAAGUCACAGCGCCUGUGGGAACCUCUCAGGGUGGUCUUCCAGAGGGCUCUCCGGGAUGGUGCGGAGCCGGGAGACGCUGCUAGCAGCACACCCAACACGGUCACCAUGGAGAUGCAGUGCCCCUCUGGGAACGCAUCCUGAGAGGCCAACAUCUGGGGCAAGGCUGCAGCAGAGAGCGGCCAGUAGCUUCCAGAGACACUCUGCCGGAGGGCAGGAGUAGGGCAGCUGCCCCUGUGCUGCCAGGGAGAAGACCUGCCUUAACACUCUUGUCAGGGGUGGCCAGGAGGCUGAGCAGCCACCUCUAGACAGACCCUGUGGCCUCUGCUCCCCAACCAUUCUGCUUCUGUAACUCAGUGUACCAAAGUUGCCCUCACCGGCAUGGUAGGGUCCCUCCUUGACAGAAGCUCAAGAGCGAAGGCAAAAAGGAGGUCACCUCCUCAAACGUGACUCAGUGAGCAUCACCCUCCCUGGGCCAGCAGCCUCAACCCCAUCCCCAGGGAGUUGUUCGGCCUCCCAAGGCUGCAUCAGAACAAACCCCAGAGAAAGGUGCUAUCUGGAAGAGGGUCCUGUGCACUGGCGUCACACCCUGCAAACAAAAGCCCCUGCCCCUUUGAUGAGUCACCUGGUGACUUUAAUGGGAUGGGAUCUGGUCUUGGCAAGCCAUGUGAGACAGAAAGGACCUUCUGUCACCCUGGGUAGCUGAUUGCUUUUCUGACCCCCCAGCCAGCUCCGGGCAGCUGACUGCACUCAGCAUCUUCAAGGCCACAGUAGUCCACUGCUAAGUCCUCAAUCUCCUGUACUCAUUUCAAAGUGGGCUCUGGUUCCAUCCUGGCCCCCUGGAGGCUGCCACCACGAUGUCACGCAUCAUCCACCACAGUGGCCUCUGUAGCCAAAGGAAGUUUUUAUAAAAGAUAAUAAAGUAUAUAUCAAUACACAUUUUUUUUUAACCUUGCAGUGAGGCAGG
Messenger RNA from Mus pahari (shrew mouse), 2074 nucleotides. It is a transcript of the gene Mrgprf, whose product is annotated as MAS related GPR family member F. Gene Ontology annotation, cellular component: membrane. Gene Ontology annotation, molecular function: G protein-coupled receptor activity. Lineage: Eukaryota; Metazoa; Chordata; Mammalia; Rodentia; Muridae. Gene Ontology annotation, biological process: G protein-coupled receptor signaling pathway. Bases 220 to 1251 code for a protein of 343 amino acids. The record is from RefSeq and is a predicted model, not a curated record. The transcript is spliced from 3 exons.